AUGACAUUUGCCAUGGUGUGGUCCAACUUACUGACGCUUCUUCUGCCUCAUGUGCGAGAUGAAUUCAUUCAGGUGAGAGGCGUCAUUUCAGAGCAACAGCACCGCGAAACAAGAGCACCAAUACUCAAGGAGGAAAUGGAGGUGUGCAACCUAGAGGCCGGAGCUGAAGACCCACGAUUUAUCGAAGCAAACUCCUCCGCUGAUCAUCCAUCGGACACCUCACUCGACCAUGAGUCUGCUUGCAUCGCACACUCCACUCUUCGACAGAUGGCCGCCGGUGUCUAUUCUGCAAACGACAGUAACUUGUCCCCCCGUCUCCUCGUCGUGGAUGCAAUUCCUUUGGCUUAUCAAAAUGAUCUGGAGGUGUCAAGUUCCAUGUGUAACAAUCGAAAGAUGUACCGCUUCAACAUUCACCUGGGAUGGCCAACCUUCAACUGCAGUGAUAAUGCACACAUGCGGCUGCUCGACUCCUUCAACAGUGAGGAAGUCACCCCUCGAUGCCCGCCUGGUCUUAUGUGGUGCGCUGGGCAGUGGACAGCAGAAGAAUUCAAGGGCUACGCGCUCGUUUGUGAAAGCACCACCCUUGGAAUUUACAUAAUAACGGAAAAUGGAAGAAACCUCAGACGGGUGGAUGGAUGGAUGCCUGAAGAGAACAGAAUUGUGGCCAACGUGGUAGAUCGGAGCGAGAAGCGGUCGGCUAAUACGAACACACUUAGCUGUGAGAUCUGCACCCCAGCAAAGCAUGACCUCGCCCAACUUGUCUGCUCCACCCACGGCCAAUAUCCGCCUCCCUUGAACGUGCCUGGUCAGUUAAUCAGCCUGGAGGUAAAGCCUUUCUGCUACUGCUGCUGCUGCUGUUCACAAGCUGAUUAUCACAGGACCACCACUUCUGCCUUUUCCAACGUAUCAUCAUCACAAUCAUCAUUAACACCUCCCUACCGGCCGCCUAGGUGCGUGGGCGGACCGCGUUUGAUGUAA
This is a messenger RNA of Echinococcus granulosus, 978 nucleotides long. RefSeq lists its product as hypothetical. The transcript is spliced from 7 exons. Lineage: Eukaryota; Metazoa; Platyhelminthes; Cestoda; Cyclophyllidea; Taeniidae. The record is from RefSeq and is a predicted model, not a curated record. The coding region runs from base 1 to 978 and encodes 325 amino acids.